Molecule: messenger RNA, 10986 nt
Organism: Plasmodium fragile
Lineage: Eukaryota; Apicomplexa; Aconoidasida; Haemosporida; Plasmodiidae
Exons: 10
Coding region: 1-10986 (3661 amino acids)
Source: RefSeq, a predicted model, not a curated record
AUGAAUUACUCAUUCCUGGGUCAAAACAACCGGAAGGCAAUCUUUACGAUCAUAAAGAAUUAUAUAAACCUGUCACAGUAUGAGCUCGCUCGGUCGCUGCUACACCAUUUGGUGGUUACAUGUUUGUUCACGAGGGAUGACUUCACCAGAGAUGACGUCAGGAGGAGGAGGACACGAACGGACAUGUCGACGGAGGAGAAGCUGUAUUACCUAAAGAAGACUCUCAAAUUCAUGCGAAGGUUUCUACCCUAUGGUUGCUCUCCUCUUCAAAUUUUUUCAAAUGAACAAUCCAGCGCUCACUUUCUACUCAAGGUGGCACGAGACUACAACCGGUUCGUUGACUUGAUAUUCGGGAACCUACUCACCACCUGUGGCGUGAGGAAAGCACAUCUGGGAGGGGAACCAUGGAGAAGCGUCACGAGACUGCCCCGCCAUCUCCGAUCCCUCUUGAGGAAGAAGUACGUGCCUAAGCAGCUGCAGAACAAAAUUGCCUUCGAUGUACUUCUAGCAACCAUAAUGGUGCACAGGGAGUACUACCUCUGCGCAUUUGAAGACCCCUCGUUUUUUCCCUUUUCACUCGACACGGUGCAGUGUCUAAGGAGGAUCUAUUAUAUGUACGUGAAGGGGAGGGAACUGCUCUUGGGGAGGGGGAAGCGAGGAAGGAAGAAAGACCUACCGGGGGAUCACCCUCAUAAAUCAUCAACACGGUGGAAAGCCAAAGUGAAAAAGGGCCAGUGGCGUCUCCUCAACUUAUUUAACCGCAUUGUCCCAUUCAACGUGCCAACCAGGGGAACUCUCCACAAAAAAAACACCCCCCACAUGGGUGGUAACUCUCCUAACAGAAGAGCAAAACGUUCAUGUGGUUCAAAAAUAAGGAAAACAGAUCAGCUACACGAGGUAGAUGAGCUCGUUCUUCACUGCUGCAGAGUGGUAUAUGGUGAGAAGGCCGAUCGGGUCAGAGGGAGCACUCAUGUAGUCUCUUCUAACCAUGAAGAGAAUGAAGAAGACAAGAAAGACAAAGGGGAAGGAACACCAUCAUCCAUGCACAUAAUAUAUAUCCCCCCUCUUCACAUCAUUAAUAAAAGACCCAUAUAUAAUUAUAUAAAUACUUUUGAAGAGGAGACACAUUAUUUUUGCCAGCACAACGUUGUGACAUCACUCUAUCGGGAGCUGUUCUGCUUGGUGUUUUUCUUCCCUGCCUUGGGCGUUGAAUUACUUAAGACCCUCUGCCUAAACCAGUCCUUUUUCGAUUUCCUCCUCACUCUUCUUCAUUUGCUUCAUUCCGAAGGGAGUCACUCCGCGGUUGGCAAUUACGUGAAGGAUGGAUCAGAUGGAACUGCUGAAUUGGGGGCAGCUAGGGAGGGGGGCGUUUCUGUGCAGAUGAGGGUAGGUCCCACGAACGGGAAGAACCCCGUCAAGGCGGACGCGCCACUCGAGACAGGAAUGGAGGCGGAGACGGAGACAGAAGCAGAGACGCCACCCAUCCCAGUGAGAAAAAAAAAAGAAAAAAAAAAAAAAAAAUUCAUAAAAAAUUGCUACUUCAUAUUCACACAGCUGUACUACAGUGUGGUCGAAAUCUACAUCCAUGUCCUGGUAGAGAAGUUAAAAAAAAAGGACUUGGUGAAUUACUUCAAUUUUUUGUACCUGAUCAAGUUUAACCACAUUUUUAUGAACAACGCUUUUUUCUUUUCCAUGUGCUUUGCAAAUGUGAGACAUCUCACAGAUGGAGAGCUCAACGGCGAAGAAAAACACCGGAGAGAGUUCCCACUUGACUCCUCUCAUCACACCAAUGUAAAGGACGACAGGGGGGAUACUCACCUGAGAAGUACCCCCCAGAGGAAUCUCCAUCUCGCUCAAAAGGCUCUCCACAAGGUUUACGAUUGGCUGGUCCUCCUCGUCUUCCACUUCAACGGUGACGAAGGCGCAGUGCACCACUUUGGCCACUGUCCCGAGUACCCCCCAGACAGGCACAAAAAGGAGAACGAGAAGAAGGACGAGAAGGAGGAGAAGAAGACGAAGGAAAACAAAGAAGAUGUAACCUUUUACAAAGUCCUCCUCAGGGGAAUCGUCCUCCACAUACCCAUUAAUUACUCACACAUACGAGCCAUUUUCUUUUUUUACGUGAAUAAAAUGAAAGAGAAGAGGGAGGAAAGGACCAGUCCAAAGACUAAUCACAAGAAGAGCGUCAUGUAUGAUAUACUCAUGUCCACUAACACAUUUCGGUGUUCCGAUCAAGGCCUAGUGGUCAAUGUGCUUCUUCACCUGUUCAAUUAUGCAGACGAUCUGUACUGUCGCUGGGUGCAGACAUGCGCGUUGUAUUAUCACGUGAGGAGUAGAGGGAAGGAGGAUCUCCUGUUUUGUCUCAACGGAUCGCGGAUAAGGGGUGUGCACUUCCUCGGCUACCUGUUUGACCUCUGCCAAGUACACAUGGCUAAUCAGGAGUUCCUCCUUUUGAACAGACUACUUCAAAAUUUUAAGGAACUAAAAAAUUUGUGCAUCCUUUUCUGCCUGGAGAAUGCGACGGACGUGCAUGUGAAACUAAAGUGCCUCUCAGAGAUGAAGGCCAGCAGGAACAAUGUAUACCUUUACAAUUAUAUAAAAGACAUGAAGGUGAGGGUUAAGAUCUCCUCUCACCACUACCACUUGUACAAACAAAACAGGAGAGUAAAACAUGGAUGUGACGAACGCAGAUUGACGGAGAAUGAAAUUUUUCUCGCGUUGAAGGAGUCUUCCAGUGCCGCUUUACUGAAUCAGCUCCACCUGUUACACUGUGUUGGGUACACUUUUCUCGCGAAAAUGGCACAGAUGGCUCGAUGCAAAAUUAAGAAUGAUCUGUACAGGCGGGAGGUCAGAAUGAACACCAACUUUCUCCUUUUUUACGCAUCCAUGAGGAGUGUCUUCCUCUGCUUGCAAGGGCGCGGAAACGUGGAGCAGAUCAAGACCUACUACAAACUCAUAACCUACCGGGAGUGCCGAGUAAAAGCCCUCCUGUACAUAACUGUUCUCGUCUUCCAGGGCAUACGCAUGAGACAGGAAGGGGUGAAGCCACACCUUUUCAUGUGGAUAAUACACUUCCUCUCACGUAAGCUGCGAUAUAUAAAGCAAGACAAGUCCCUUUUUUUAUAUAACUUGAAAUGUUUGUUAAUACAAAUUGUAUGCGAUGUGUACGUCCGUCUGUUUGUUUUCAUACAAAAGUGUAGAAGUAUACAUGUGGAUUCAAAAAAUGGAAAAAACGGGUUCAGACGGGUUCUAAGGGAUUCCCACAAAUUUUGCAUCAGGGGAAGGGAAGAUGCAAAAUUAGAAGCGCUUUACCAGAUGAGACAAAAUUCAAAUGACAGGGGUUCUCAGAAGGAAGUACUAUUACAAAUGGGAGGUAGGAGUCACUCUGCUGGGGUGGAAAGCAAACUGGGCUUAGUUCAACAACCAGUAUCUGUCACCCCCCAGGGGAAGAAAUUGCGUCACGGGAUAGCACCCAUGCUUCCAUACACAAGAGUAACCACAGAACGGGUUCUGGUGAGUCACCUAAUAGGAAAAGUAAAAAGAAUUUCAUCCAUGGGGGGGGUGCACAUAAAACGAACGUCUAAAGGGAGUGCGGCACGGAGAAAAGGAAGCUCCGUCUUCAAUUAUGUAAUUAUGGUGGAGAGGUACCUGCGGAGGGAGGAGCGCUCCUCUACCAAGCGUACACUACCCCUGGGUGGUCUACAUGUGAAUAAUGAGCGCUUCAACAUGGGUGACCUGAAAAAAGCAGACCUGAAGAGAGCCGACCUGAACAACAUCUCAUUCGGGAGGCACUUCCUAGAACUCAUGUGCAGCGACCCCCAGGAGUACCUCUACAGGAACGUUGCAGACGGGAGGAACAAUCACCUGAACAUGUUCAUAUUUUUUAUAUACAAAAAGCAGGUUUCGACAAAAUCGCUGCGAAAUUUGUUGCACUAUCUCGAAUUGAACACUCUCUUUAAGAGCCUGUACAUGGGUCAGCCUACUUUGUCAUGUAAGUGGAGGGGAGAGACCACACUUCAGAAUAAGUCUCUCACCCCCUUUUUCGAAAUGAUGCUUUUUUAUUAUGAGCAGUACAGAUGGAACGAGGUGAACAGGUACCUCUUACCCAACAGCUGUGGUGUCGACUUGUUCUCUCUUUAUAACUUCCUGGACAUGUGUGUAUCGUGUUCGAACACAGUGGAGAGUGGGGUGGCUUUGCUCCGCUUCGUGAGGAAGCGGAUACGAAGGGGCGGUGUGCCUUCCCCCCCUGCACGCCUGGCUCAUUUCCUCCUCUGCUUCGUAAAUCGCCUGCACGUUCUUAUAAGCAUAAAGAGCAGGCCGUCCUUGGGGGACAGAAAAAGAGAAAACCCGAAUCGAACGAAGAAGGAAAGAACAGAAACAAAUCCCUCGAGAAAGACACCACGGAUCGUAAAACCAGUGCUUCUAAAUAAGUACCUGCUGCUGAAAUGCAACUCACUAAAGGUGCAGUCCAAGUUAAUUGAAAAAUAUUUUGUGGACCUGUACAAGAGAAAGCACUUCCUCAAGGAUAUGUUUCUCAGAUUCAAUAAUUUAAAAAGGAAAAAAAAAAAAUACAUAAAUGUGAAGUACGAAGAGAUGAUCAAGUGUCUGAAUAAGUACUGCCACCUGCUGCUACAAAAUGAUGAAGGAGUUACAAUUAAUUAUUUGUUUUUUUUUUUCCUGUAUGCAAAAAUUCUUAUUAAAAAUAUGCACAGCUCAAUGACGGACAGACCAUCACAGCGAAGCUUUUACCAAUUCGCUUCUAACUCUAAGGAGAAAUUUUCCAACCCUGAAAUUAUUUAUGAACAGGGGAUGAACUACAACCUUUUUUUCAUUCUAACUGUGGAUGUAGACAGACUGAUAAAAUUCUGUCUCUUCUUAUGUAACUCCUUUUCGAAUGCCAGGAGGAUGUGUUCUCUCUUCUUCAUUCACUACCACAGGGUGCUCGUACAAAAUAUUGGCACUCAAUGUUGUGUAAAAAAUUGCUUUCCUUUAUUUCCUUCCGAUUGGAGGAAGGACUCAGCGGAGACGAUCUUCACGACGUCCUUUCUCCGUACGAAGAAGCCUAAUAAAGAUGUGACCCCUCGAAAGUCCUCAUUAGGGUAUAAUUACAUCAGGGGAAAAUGUUCAGAACAGCCUGAGGAGAAGCACCUUACGGGUGAGUUUUUCUUCUUCCUUAGCGAUGUCGUUGGGGCGCUGGAGCAGGUGAAACGAAGAAUCACUCCACGUGAGGGAAAACGAAGGAAGAAAAAAACGUGCAAGUUGAAGCUACUCCUUUUGAAGUACCUCCAGCACGUGAUCGACACACAGGAAGGGGUAACACCAGAUGGGCAAAUGAAGUCACGUGCUGGAGGAGGUAACCCAGCUGGGAUCCCCCCUGAGCAGCGUUUUUGUAACUCGAAGAAACAGUGUAAUGAAGACAACCCCAGUGUGGAAGACAAAGAUGAGCUAAUGAAUCUGUUCAUAUGCUUGGAGAAGUGCGACCAAUACUUUCCAUUUAUUUUUAACACCCUCUACGGAUAUGCCUUUUCAGAAAAGUACAAUUUUUUGAAUAGGCUCAUCGUGGAGAGGUACAACAGCAUUAAAAAGAUUCUCUGGAUCUGUCACAGGGAGCGGGGAGUCUCGGCCGACGACGGCGUCCUGCAAGCGGUUAGCGAAGAUGUCAGUUGGAGCCACGUUAGCGGUGUAAACCAUGUUUGCGGCGUGACGGGGUUUAGCGUGUACUGCCUCAAGUACGAAGACCUGGAACACCUGAACGGAUUCACGAGGUGCCUCCUCAACGCGGCCAUGUUCGACGGCCAACAUAACAUGGACUGCCUGCAUCUGUACGAGUUAGUGAAGGCACCCAAGGGGGAGACAAACGUGGACCUCAACACGAAGAAGAAGCUAAAUAAGUUUUACGAACCCCUUUUAAGAAAAAUGCAGAGUGCCUCCAGCGAGGAAGUAUUCAAUAAUCCAUUUAAAUUAAAAAGAAAAAUGUUUAGUAGUGCACCUCGUAAUUUUCUGAAAAAAGAAGAACCCUUCACAUACCUCCUGAGAGAGACAACCCCCCUGGAGAGUCUCCUCGACGUUGUCGUAAAUUUAUUCAUGAAGGACGACCACACGCUGAGCAGGAUGACUUUGCAAGAGGUGAUCCUAGUCUUGAAUACCAGCUAUUGUAGGUGUGAGGAAUUUCUAAGUGAAGAUCAGGCAGUUUGGGUAGACACUCUCCGCUGCUGUGACGAGGUCGACUGCUACACUUUGGGGAGACUUCCUAACACCCUGCGUGGGAAUGCCAUCAAGGUGGGUGUGUAUAUGAAGGUGCUGCGGAUGGUGAAGAAGGUGCAGCGGGUCCUCAAUGAGGAGGCAGGGUUGCACGAGGAAGACCCGUCUAAUGCAGUGCACCGCUCUACAAAGCAACGCGCCCACUGGGUGAAGAUCCUCAAAGCCAUUGUGAACGAACCAAUGGGGGAGCAGGACACGAUAAAAUUCAUCACACAACAUAGGCUAUUCAAACAUGCCCCCUUUCUCCUAAAUUACAAAUUGGGUUCAAUCACCAGCGACUCCAAAAGGAAGCAGACCCUACAAACACUGGAGACGAAAUGCAAGGCAGCUUACAUUUUACAUCUCUGGAGGAGCCAUAACCCUAGGAAGAAAAAAAAAAUUAUUUCCUUUUUGAAGAAUCUAAAGGAGGAAAAGGAAGUCCAAAUUUUACUAAGCAGAAUACUCUAUCAUCGAAACAACAACCAAGACAUGCAAAACUUUUUUUCAUUUAUACAUUUUCAUUUUAAAGCAAAUUUUGUGAAAAGGUUCUACCUGCUGUCACUCGUGUCACACUCAUUGCAGGUGCAACCAAUCAGCAGGAUGAAAAUUAGGCAACUUUUUUUUUCUCUUUUGUGGAGAGACAAAUUGGAUCUAAUCAGAUUCAUCCUGAGGAAUGAUUUGUACAGACCCAGAUUGUACACUCUCUUUCGUUACGCCUUUCUGUGCAUUCAUAUUGAUCUGUCCACGUGUGUUUCGUCUAAGCGAGCACUGUGGAAGGAGCAUACAGGGGGGAGGACGCACUGCCGAGGAGAGAAUUACGAACAGAAGAACGCCCCUCCCUACAGUUUGUUCAAAUGUUUAUGCGUUUUGCAGAUAGCUGCGUUGGUGCGUGGAGAAGACAAUGAGCAGCUCGCGUACGCCACGUUCCUGCGCGUCACACAGGUGCUCUUCGACCGGGUGUGCCGCUGUGUGGGCGACACGAUGUGUAAGGGGCUCUGUAACGACCUGCCUGGGGAAACUCCUCUCCGCGGCUGCGUAAAACUGAAAAAGGCUCGCCAAGUGAAUCGCCAAAUGAAUCGCCCAGCCAUCGCCAAUGGAAACAAGGAACCGCCGCCACACGGGAAGCUCAAAAAGAAGUUCAGCCUGUUCGGCCAAUUUUUUCACAAGCACCUCAACGCCAACGGGGUUAAGACAAAGGGAAAGAGCGGCAACAACGCAUACAUCAGGCAUUACGAUAUUGUUAAAUUGGAGGAAGCACCACAACCAAGAUGCUACCAGAACAAUGUAAGGAAAACACAAAUGAGCAUAAACAUCCUCUUAUACACCUUCUAUAAGGUAUGUUUAUUCUUUUACGAGCACUACAAGGAAAUGAGAAGACAGAGCAAUCUUCUAUGUACUUUACUCCCCAUGCUAAUAUAUGUGCAGACGUCCUUGCAGUUCCGGGUACACCUGAAGUCGGUCAUGAAGCUAGACAUAACAGAUCUGAUUGAUUUACUAAAGGUGAAAAAUUUCAACUUGUGUAACCAACUGAUCCAUCGCAUAUAUUCUUCGUACAUCUACAAUGUGAAUCCCUUUGGUGUGUUAGGAGAACCCACUUUGUUCUUCCCCUUGGCUAGCUCAAAAAGAAGAUUCAACAAAUACAAAAUGGUGAAAAAUAUCGUGUCGCUCCUUCGAUGCAGAGAGGGACCAAUGAUCAGAGACGUGCUACCCUUGCGGAAGGUCAGCAACUUUUAUGUGUAUAAAUACGCCCACGAGACUUGUGUGUAUAGACAGUACGUGGAUAUGGCAGGAGUGGUGGCCCGUGAGUUGGGGGCGGACAGGGAAAGAGUUCUAUAUGAAAGGGAUGUUGUGAAGUGUAGCAGUGUGAACGCGGUGAACCGGGAGGACCUGUCGCGGAAGGUGCAACGGCUCCACUUCAGCGUGCUCGCGUUCUACGUGGCACUCUUGUCCAAGUGUAACAUGGACCUAUACUUGUCUCUGAAUUUAUUUUUUUCCUUCACCUGCACAUACCACUGCUCCAGCAAUGUGUACAAGAAAUACAAAAAUUUGAUUUCCCAUUUUUCUAAUGUGCACGUGCAUCAGGGGGGGACAGUCCUGGCGAGUAUGAACAAUGACAUGGGGAUAAGUGAACGGACUGCCCAUAAGCUGCUCAGCAGAAAUGGCGGCAGAAGCAGCGGUAAAAGCAACACCGCCCGCAUACGUCACCCAAGGGUUAUGUACAAAAUGGUCCUGCAAGUGAGCUCUGAAAGGGGGGUCCACCCCUGGAAGGGUUGCACCUACUUGGGUCACAUUUGGCUCGAACUCAAAAAAGAAAGGAAUUCACUGGCGAAGGGAGUAGGUCCCUCGGUGACUUAUCAUCUUGUAAGAAGCGAUGACGUGGCUUUGUUCCACCAGAUAUUUGUCCCCAACCGGAGCGGCAAUCGUAUUUCUUGCAGCAGAUUAAACAGGAUUGACCUACUGUUGCAGGCCACCUCCACCCUCUCUCCACAGAGCAUUUACUCUCCGACCGCUUCAAUCUACGUCAGAAGGCACCUCCUCACCAGCGUAGCUUUCUCCUACUUAUACAGCUACCAACAUGAUAUAUAUUUUGGAGGGGACUGCCGAGACAUACCAUCGGUAAGAGUCCUCACACAGAAGCAGCUCCUUAUGUAUGCCAUUGAAAAUAUAAACAACCCAUAUGUGGUGAUAAGAAAAGGGAUGCAUCCCGUGGAGGAGUGCCCAGUACGUCGAGGAGCCUGCCCAGGAACAGAAGGAGAAGGCACAAAAAUGAGGGCAAACGAUGGGGGAGAUAAAAAAGGGAGCAGACUCCCCAAUGCAAAGACAAGCAUGAUGAGGAAGGCUCACCAGUCGAGAGUAGAGCAACUUAAGAAAAAACAAAAGACCUUUACAUUCAAAAAUUAUUUAAGACAAAAGAGAGUAGAACGAAAUAUCAUUCUGUUCAGGCAAAAAUUAAAAAUGUUCCAACAGUAUAUUAAAAGGAUAUACAAUGAAUCCCUGCAAAGACAUGUGUUCGAGUUCUUCUCAUCGAGUCAGUUGACUAAUCAUUACGAGCGUUUCUUCAAUGACAUGGAUGCUCCCUGUUCAUUCCCUCUCUGCUAUGCAUACCCGAGUAGUAACCUAGCUUUGUGUGCUCAGUACUUUAAGAAGAGCUUCCACGAGGUGUGUGCAGAUAUGGCUCUCUCUAAGUGUGAUGGACGGGUGGAUGGAGGCACCUGUGCGGGAAAGACAAGGAACUUUCUCUUUGUCACGUCCUUGUUGUUACCUUAUGGCGCUCGGUGCCCGCGGCUGCCAAGCUACAACUGCGCCAAGUGUGACCGCGGCCGCCUGGCCGCCCUCAGGAGCUACUUUUCGCCGGACACCCUGCUCAGCGUCUGCACCAAGAGCGACCUGACCAAGGACUGCUUCAGGAUCAUUCACAAGAAGGGAGCGUCAAGUGCACAGUUCAGCCGCCUCAUCAAGAGGGCAUGCAGGCACAACUACAUUUACAAAAUGUUCCAACACGUGUCUCGCCUCGAGGACCCUCGUUUCCAGCGCGAACUAAAAUGCCAUUUGAUGAAGCGAAGGAUGUACGCCCUGCUGUAUAACUACCUGGUUUUUUCCGGAGACUACCUCAACGCGGUUAUACUCUGCGUACACAAUUUUUCCGUCGCGCAAAACACGGAUACACAAAAUGGCUACCUGAACAGCGCCCUCGUGAACCUCACCCUGAUCACGAACACGUUUGACUCCAAGGUGGAAUCUACCUGCACAAGGAAAAUGGCCCACGAACCUCUUAUCAUAUAUAACCACAGCCGCCUUCGCAAGAGGAGCAGCAAAUUUUAUCGCCCCAGCAAUUUUAACAUCCUUCUGGGGCAGAUGCAAAAGGGGCAGCGUCAUCAAGUCACCAUGGACACGAUACACAGAUGCAUGGACCUCAUAACCCUACAGCACACACUCCUGAACGCCCAGCUGGGUUACCCGGUGAAGAUUAUGAAUUGUAAACGCGUGGAGAUCCUCCUGUGCAUACAAAUUUUAGUUUAUAAGAAAAAGUAUAACCUCGCUGAUAACGUUAUUAAUGUGUAUCACUGGAAGUACACCUUCACGUACUGCCUGGCUUGUCUCUUCUGCGUAUUGUUAAAAAAGAAUUUCUGUUUCCUGGAGGAUGUGUUGCAUUACGUUAAGAUAAAGCUCAACAGCGAAGACAUGAAUAUGUUCCUUCUCCACGUCCUGCACUUGUUUUUGGAGUAUCGCACCAAGUGGAGGCACGUCUACGAGCAUGUGAAGCGGGCGUACGGUGGCCACCGCCCUGACGACGUGCAUGGCGACCUGCAUGACGACCAUCCUACAGACGACACAUCCAACCGGCGUGACCUCCUCCACGAUGUGCUGCUCCACAUCACGGACCACGACUGCCUCUUCUACGCGCACACCCUCCUCUUCAUAUACGACAAGCAGCAGUACGCAGGCAUCCUCAAAAAUAUGAAGCGCCUCUUAUUCAGUAACAUUUGUAAAAAUGAAAUUUACAAAACAAUUAUUGGAGCAUACAAGUUUGCCCACCAGGAUCGGCGAAUGAACUUCAAUUUAAUUCAUGCGCAUAGGAAGUCCUUUAAGAAGGUUUCUCGGCGCAGGAUGAGCUUAACGCACCUUGGUAGCAUUGAGGAGGACUACAACUUUGCGCAGCUGAUGUCGCUGGGCAAGAAGUACCCAGACAAUAUAAAGCAGAACAUCCUGCGCGAAAUUUUGGCCAUUCGUGGUGGAGCGGUGUAG